GGACAAUGCAACUCUUAAAACCCCAUAUACUCGUCGAUCCCGCCGGCGUUUCUUGCCUUUGAGUCUCUCUUUCAGGCUUCGGCGAAUUGCUUUCAGCCCCAUUAUUUCCCUUCCUUUCCGUGCCCGUCUCGGUCUCGAGACUUUGAGCUGGCCUCGCCGAUAGCUGUGCUAUCCGUUUCUUUUCUAUUUCUUGAAGAAGAGUCAGAGGGCGCGUUUGAAGUAUACGAGGAAGAGAGUCGUACAAAAAGAGAAGAAGAAAAAAGGGGAACAAGACUUCGCGAGAUACGAUCAAGAUGAGAUUCACUUGGUGGACUUUGGCCUCGGCCGCCGUUGUGUUGGCGGCGCCGGCUCCCCAGGGCCCGGGACAAACGCCAACUCCCACGAGCAGCGGAACACCGACAACGCCCAGCGCUCCCAAUGGAACGGUUCCUAGCGGCAACAGUCAAGCGUGCGCUCAGAUUCAGCCUAAGGUCCAACAAUUCCUCAUGGCGAGCCCGAAAGCAACACCCCAAGUCCCGGCUCAAUUGGCCUUUGACUGCCUCCAGACGGUGCCGAACAAGAAAGGCCCCGCCAAGGACCUCAUCAAGAGUUUGAAGGCCUAUAUCCAAUGGCAGUCUACGCUGUCAUGGCUCAAGAACCCGCCGGCGUCGUACAUGCUGCCGCCUACCGAUAUCGAGGGUGGUCUUGACGAGAUUGAGAAGAAGUCGGAGGCCGGCUCGUACAAGAGCGAGUACGAGUUCCAGCUUGCUGUUUUCCAGCUGAUUGCUUCGGCUCACGACGGUCACUUUGCCUUCCGCGGUGACGUGUUCAAGGGCUUCAGCUUCCGUAACAAUCUCGCUGCCGAUAUUGUGUCGGUCUCGCGUGAUGGUGUUGAAGUGCCCAAGCUGUACCAUCUUGCCCAGCUUGACGGUAACUCAAGCGCCCCCGCCAUUGUCAGGAUCAACGGCAGAGAUGCCGCCACCAUGAUCUCGGACCUAAACCUCAAGUUCAGCGGCUACCAGGACCCCGACUCGCAAUGGAACGCCAACUUCAAGUCGUACGCCUCAAAGGAAAGUUUCAUCGUUGUCGCCGCCUCCCUCGCCUUCCAGGGCCCCAAGGUGACAAUCACCUACGACAACGGCGAGGAGCGCUCCGAGGACAGCUUCGCCCUCAUCCGCACCGGCGCAAACUUCACCGGCGUCAACAGCGGCGAGGACUACUACAACAAGUUCUGCAAUCCCGACACGCCCGCCAAGCCUCAGCCGUCGCAGCCUGGCAUGAAGCCCAACCAGACGAUGCCGACCCCGCCCAAGACUUCUGGCCCGCCGCCGCCGCCUAAGCCGACGAUCGAGGGGUAUCCCUUCCCGAUUGUCCGUGACAGCGGUGCUAACACCACUUCUGGUUACUUCCUCAAUGGAACUGGGUACGAGGACGUUGCUGUGCUUGCUGUCUCGUCUUUCGCUCCUCCUGAUUCCAUCGACGCCAGUGAGUACUUGACCAACUUCCAAAACACCGUCGCCACGUUCUUGAAGAAGAGCAAGGAUGCCGGAAAGAAGCGCCUCGUCAUUGAUGUUGCUGCCAACGGCGGUGGUUUUGUCGUUGCUGGAUACGAACUAUUCGCCCAGCUGUUCCCUGAGGUCAACCGCUUCCAGGCCAAUAACCUCCGUCUGUCCGAAGGCCUUACCAACCUCGCUCGUCUCUCCGCUGCCAUCCCUGCUAACUUCACGGCCACCACGCCCGAGGAGAAGGACGCCAUUGAAGCCCUGAGCGGCAGCUCCAUCGUCAGCAACCUGCUGCCCGGAGGUGUAUACACCCCCGAUGAAGCCGCCUUCACGACCGUCGACCAGAUUCUGGCCCCUGUCUCACUCAAUGGAGACACCUUCACCGCAUACCAGCAGGCUCCUCUCAACCAGACCGACCCGACCUUCAACCUUACUGGUGUCGGCAGCAAAGCCAACCCGCCCCCCCGUGUCUUUGACCCGGAGAACGUGGUCCUCUUCACCGACGGCACCUGUGGUUCAACCUGCACUAUCUUCUCCUACCUGAUGAUCCUCCAAAUGGGAAUCAAGACCACCGUCAUUGGCGGUCGUCCCCAGGCUGGCAUCAUGCAGUCCAUCGCCGGUGUUGAAGGCGCCCAGGUCUUCGCCUUCAACGACAUGACCACCGACGCCAAGGCCAUCAUCGCCCUCACCCCCAAGGACAAGAAGGAGGAGAUCAUGAACGGAGAGCUCGGCGAGCUGGCAAAGGGCUACGCCAUUAAACGCGCGACAACACCCAAGAGUGCCGGCGCCAUCAACGCUAAGAACGCCUACAGUAUGUCCGAUGCUCGGACGCCGCUGCAGUUCCUCUGGGAGCCGGCCAACUGCCGCAUCUUCUACAGCCGCGAGAUGCUCUUCAAGCCCGAGAACGCGUGGAAGCGCGUUGUCGAUGCUACUUGGAGCAAUCCCACGCAGUUCUGCGUUGCCGGAUCCCAGGUGCCUGUCACGAAGAACGCUACGAUGGAUCCUCUGUUCAGACAGAGCCAGAAUAACACCGGUUUGCCUGGUGCUGGCAAGAGUGCGGCUUCUGAGGGUAUCUCUGGCGCUGGACUGAGACUCGCGGUUCUGAUCGCGACGUUUACGGUGGCGAUUCUGGCCUUGUAGAGUUCUUGACGUUUUCUUCCUGACUUCAUCGAAAAGACUGAAGGCAACUCGAAUGGCCUAAGAGAUUUGAUAACAGACCCCAAGGGCCGUUUCAAUAGCUGAACCCUACACUCUCGGUUCUAUGACACGUCCAUAACAGAUUGGGGAGCCAUUGUCUAGGACCAUAUCAGCGGGAACAUCCGACAGGUAUUCAUGACCGCAUGUUCGGCACCAGAAUCCCUGAAUUGUCAUAGAGUUGAGACGAAGAGGGGGAAGAUAGAGCCCGAUUGAACAAGCGCUGGGCUUUUCUGCUUCUGGAAAUGAUUUGGUAAAGUCUAUUUGGAGUUCAGUUGGGCGGCAGGCACAUGGAUGGGCCACAUAGACUCACAUCUUCCGUGAUGGAUGAUGGCAUUGGGGUUGUUACACAAAACGGAAAUUCUUCUUUUUCGGGUCAACAGCUGUCCCAUCCUGAUUCCGUGUGUGAACAGCCGUUACAGUUCAACGUCGAAUACUUAGUCAC
Molecule: messenger RNA, 3120 nt
Organism: Colletotrichum godetiae
Lineage: Eukaryota; Fungi; Ascomycota; Sordariomycetes; Glomerellales; Glomerellaceae
Product: peptidase S41 family protein
Exons: 4
Coding region: 294-2621 (775 amino acids)
Biological process (GO): proteolysis
Molecular function (GO): serine-type peptidase activity
Source: RefSeq, a predicted model, not a curated record